AUGGAGCUGGAGUCGCUGACAUCAGGUGCAGAUAGGAGGACCCUGAGCAGACUGCUCUCAAUCCUGGACAAUGACUGUCACCCUCUGCACACCACCUUCUCCAAACAGAAGAGCAUGUUCAGUGAUAGACUCCUGUCUCUGUCAUGCAGAACACAUUUUGGAUAUAUUCCGGCCUUAAUUGACACACCCCCAGCAGCUGCAUUCAGUAUUUCAGGACUAAAUGAAUCCAAAGAAAACAAGAAUGUAAUAUUUGCAUUUUCUCUUCAAGGUUAUAUUUUCACUCUCUUCCUAAAUCUGACUAUAAUUAUUACAAUCUCACUAGAGAAGGACCUACAUCAGCCGAUGUAUAUUUUCCUCUGUAACUUGUGUAUAAAUGCAUUGUACGGCACUCUGGGACUCUACCCUAAAUUUCUGUAUGACUUACUCUCGGACACCCAAAACUUUUCAUACAUAGGUUGUUUGCUUCAGAAUUUUGUUAUCCUCUCAUAUGCUUUGUGUGAAUUUACCAAUUUAACAGUGAUGGCAUUUGACAGGUAUGUAGCAAUAUGCAGGCCUUUGCAUUACCAUACCAUUAUUACCCCUGUGACUACAGGCAAACUACUGGUUUUCAUUUGGAUGGUUCCGUGCUGUUCUGUUGUCUGUUCCAUUCUACUGAUUGUUAGAGUACCCUUUUGUGGUAUCAAUAUCAAUGCUGUGUACUGUAAGUUUGUCAUUUGCAGUGGCGAUUCUAUAUUCUUUGCGUACAAUGCAGCAGUAACAUUCAUAUAUUUAGCAAUGGCGAUGUUUGUCAUCUACUCUUAUGUUAAAAUACUGUAUGCCUGCAGGAAAUCGAAACAAAGCCAGUCUAAAUUCAUACAAACCUGUCUUCCCCAUUUAAUUAGCUACAUAAACUAUAUUGUCGUUACAUUGUUUGAAGCGUUUAGCACUUACUUUAGUAGAAGAGACAUUCCUGAUUGGUUUAACAUCGUUAUGUCUAUGGCUUUUUUAGUCACCCCCCCCGUUGUCAAUCCCAUUAUUUAUGGCAUGAACCUUAGACCAAUCAGGACAAGGAUAAGGAAAAUGUUGUAAAACAUGCCUUUUUAAUGUUUAUGAAGAACAAUACCAUACAUGUUUAGAAUUAAUUAACACGUGCUUAAUUAAAUACGUUUUUUUUUUUAGUUAGUUAAAGCUUAUACAUU
Molecule: messenger RNA, 1178 nt
Organism: Brienomyrus brachyistius
Lineage: Eukaryota; Metazoa; Chordata; Actinopteri; Osteoglossiformes; Mormyridae
Product: olfactory receptor 1D2-like
Exons: 2
Coding region: 1-1068 (355 amino acids)
Biological process (GO): G protein-coupled receptor signaling pathway
Cellular component (GO): membrane
Molecular function (GO): G protein-coupled receptor activity; olfactory receptor activity
Source: RefSeq, a predicted model, not a curated record